CCUCCGUGAAGCUCUCCGUGCUUCCUCCCGUCACUUGUGUCCGGACGGUGGAUGAGGAGCGCAGGGAGCUCGAAUGAAUGUGCCCUGAUUCCCCGAUCAUGCUUUCUACGUUUGCAGACACCUGCAGCUGCUUUUAUAGAUCCAUCGUGGCGGAUUUUGGAUGCGCACGCGACGCGGAUUCCUUAAAACCAAUUUGCUGCUGUCGGUGGAGGUACAUCCGAUGUAAACACGCCGGCCUGCUCUCAUGAUCGGAGUCGAGGUGAGGCUGAUUCGUCUGACUCCCCACGUUACUCCCCUCAGUCAUCGCUACUUUCCAGACACCAUACUGAAGCGGGGGAAUCACCAUCGGCUCCGAUGGCGUCAGUUUCGAAGGUGUCUAUUCUGGAUUAUUUUAAUAUUGUGUUUGAAGGUGAAAAUGGUAAAAUCGAGUCCAAUUGCAAGGCUUGUGGAACCAGAAUCCAGGCGAAACGGAGCGUUACAUCCAACUUUGUUACUCAUCUCAAGCGUAAGCACCCAACUAUGUAUGAUGACUUUGUGAAAAGGAAGGAUAUGAAGAGAGAGGGUUAUUCCUCUGGUUGCCUGCACGGUUUCACUACCAAUGGAGGACCCCCCCGCUUGACUCUCCCUAUAACAUCUGGAGCAGGAGGUGGGGGAUCUGCAGGAGGUGUUGGAGGAGUGGGGACUCUUGAUGGGGGAGCAGGAGGAGGAGGCUCUGGAGCAGGGCUCACCAAGUUUGACAGACAUGACCCCCGUCAGGUUCUGAUCUCUGAGGCGAUAGCUAAGAUGAUCGUGCGUGAUCUGCAGCCAGUUUCCAUAGUGGAAAAUCAAGGCUUCAGAGAGUUGCUCCAACUCUUGGAGCCACGUUACACUCCAGAGUCACAGCACUACAUCCAGGGUCAGCUCCUUCCAGCUUACGCCUAUCAGGCCCAGCUGGCCACCCGUCAGGCCUUGGCAUCAGCACAAGCCCUCAGUCUCAGUUUGGAUCUCUGGAGCAGCUUAACUCAACGCACUUCUGGAUACCUUGGUGUCACCUGCCACUAUCUUGCAUCUGAUUGGCAGAUGCGCUCCGCCCUGCUAGCAUGCCUCCCUCUGACCGGCGGCAGCUCUGACAGCCGCGUGCUUGCAGAUUUUGAAGAAGUAUGUCAGUCUCACGGCGUGUCGGGAAGAGCGUUUUGUGUUGUUGCCGACCCUUUCCCAACAGCAGCAACAACAAGGCAGUGUUGUCUUCCUGGUUUCCUGGUUCCACCUGUGCCCACUAACGGCCAAGUUGGAGAUACCACAGAGGUGGAGAACAAUGGCAGUGUUGCAGACCAAGGAUUCAGGAAUGGCCACGGUGGUUGUGGGGAGGAAGGAGAUUGGGAGGAGUCGUGGGAGCAGGGUUUGGGUGUUAGUCGGGUUGACUGUUUCUCACGCACUCUGGAACAGUGUGUCAGAGAGGGACUGCACUCCUGUCCUCAGAUCUCCUCCUCGCUAGCCAAAGCUGCACGUUUCUAUAACUACAUUACCUCAGCUGUCCCUCCUGAGAAACUCGGCCAGGUGUUUGAUGGGCUGAUGACCAGAGGACCAGAGAAUAUUCCUGAUGCCACAAAAGACUGGGCCACACAGCUCAAGAUACUUCGGCGUCUGCUGGACUCGGUGGAGUUCCUUGAAGAGAUGAGCGGUCCAGGGGAGUUGGCGCUUGGUGGCACAGAGAGAGCCAUGCUGAGGGAGCUCACAGACACUUUGGAGCCCUUCACAGAGGCCUGGGAUAUGGUCCAUGGAGAUAGACAAACAGACAUUCAAGCAGACAGACAUGUGUCCAUCAGUUUGGCUUUGCCUUGUGUUCUUGGCCUUCGUAAGCAUCUCUCAGAGACGCCAGGACCCCACUGCCCUGCCCUCCUACUAGGCCUGAGCCAGUCAUUGGAGCGCCUACUGGUGCCUAUCCUAGAAAACCCGCUUUACAUCACUGCAACCACCCUGGAUCCCCAGUUUAAGCUAACAUGGAGCAGCAACCCAGACUGGCACAGACAAGUUCUUCUAGAGGAGCUAUCCAAGCAUUCCUCAGCCUCCUCCUCAGCAGAUCACAACAAAGACUUUCCCCCUCAGUCCCAGACUCUUCCCGUCUUGGCACCUUCUCCAGUCUCCUCACUCUCCCGACCCUGCAAGUUGUUCUCGUUCAUUAAGCAGAGACCUGCAACACAAGCUAAAAGCCUUGAACAGGAGUUGGCUGUCUACCUUCGAGAGGAACCCACAGAUGAGGACGUGUUGCAUUACUGGCGCCGUAAAGCUAUCGAUUUUCCACUGCUAGCCCAAGUGGCUAAACGAGCGUUCACCAUACCUGCUUGUGGCACAGUGGUGGAAAGUAUUUUCACUACAGCUGGACGCCUUUUGUUACCAGAUAGAGGCCAUGUCGUACCAAAGAACCUGGAGACACUCAUCUACCUCAAAGCCAACUACAGAUUAUUAUGGACUUAGAGCUACAUGAUUUAAUCGUAACAACUGGAGGAUUUUUCUUCUCCCCUUGACAAAAGGGACUUCUUGGAUUUAAAUCUUUGUUGCUCUCAAAGGAAACUUACCUAAUUAAGAAUGAGUGCUUAUACUGCAGCUCUUUUAUUAUUAUAGACUGCAAGAAACAUCCCGUUUUUAUUCUUUGAGAUGAGUCUCAGGGUGGAUUGCCUGCUCGCAGACUGUCACACCCACAUGCUGUUGACUGAGGCAGCUGGAAGCAGAUCAAUACUAAAGCAUUCACUCUGACAUUGUUUAGCCUGUUCGGGGUCCCUGGACAUCCACUAUCUGUUUUCACAACACAGAAGACGGCUUCUGUCUGCAGUAGCAGCACCAGCAGUUAAUGUGCACCGAAGCGUCUCAUUUAUUUCCACUCAUGUACAAUAACUCCACAGGCUGUCAUUACUUUACUUAGUGUCGUUUUUCAAGAAUGACAUCAAUUUCUGGACAUUGUUUUCAUGCAUCAUCCACUUAUUGUUUCCCUCUGUGUAUGCGUGAUUCAUCACAGGAGCUUCAAAAUAAAUGAGUUUCACUUUUAAACACA
Messenger RNA from Nothobranchius furzeri (turquoise killifish), 3028 nucleotides. RefSeq names its product zinc finger BED domain-containing protein 4. Gene Ontology annotation, biological process: regulation of transcription by RNA polymerase II. Gene Ontology annotation, molecular function: protein dimerization activity. Gene Ontology annotation, cellular component: nucleus. The record is from RefSeq and is a predicted model, not a curated record. Lineage: Eukaryota; Metazoa; Chordata; Actinopteri; Cyprinodontiformes; Nothobranchiidae.